UGCUAGCUGUAGAACUACACAUUCAGCGUGUCUCACAGUUUGUUGUUUAACUGAACACUGUUCUCUGGUUAGUUUUGCAGGUUUGCAUCCAGCUGUAUGAUACUCUGCUGUGCAAAUCCAUGCAAAACUGACUGUGGCAGUGACAAGUCAGUCAGUAAAUGCGGACAAAUUGUACCCCUUUCUACACAGGUUGGGAUCAGUUGCAAUGCUGUGUGUUUCUGUGGUAUUGCACUUGUCCCGGCCUGUUGAGGUUGGUGGGGAUAGAGGCUGAAACACUUCAUAGCUUUAAGGAAUUUCUCCCUCCUUCACUGAUCUGGGAAACUGUAAAACCUUCAGUUUCUUUUUUGGAAAAAAAAAAAUUAUGUAACUGUCUGUGUAACUAGACUUUCAUUUUCUGUACCUGGCUUGUUUGUAUGCAUUGGAUUUGUUGCUGAUAAUAAGUAUUUGCUGAAGUCCUUGAGUGUGAGUUUUGUUUUCCUUUCAAAAAAGGUUGUUAUGAGCUUUCUAUUAAACUGGGGUGGAUACUCCUUUACAAUUUCUUCUCCAUUAAUUUGUUGGGAAGAAAUGGGUUGUAAGCAUCAAAAAAUCCUGAUGAAAACUUAUACUUGUACGCUGUAAGCUUGUUUCUCGAAAUUGAAUUACAUGAAGUGUUCUUUAGCUUUCUUUUGUACUGCUUUUUAUUAUAUCAAAACUGGGGAUGUUCUAAUGGGCUUUUAAUCUUCGUUCUUCAUCUGGAAUUUGUCAAGUUCAAACAUAGUAAAGGAGGCUACAGGCAGGGCCUUAAUCAUGCACCACUUGUGGAAUCUUUAAUACUAGUUAGGUGUCCACUUCUUGUGAAGCACCCAUGUUGGUGGUGAGUCUAACACUAGUCAGCUUGCAGGCUUUGGAAUAAUGUGAUUAGGAUAGGAUGCAUAGCAAUGAAAGCAGAAAAUCUCUAAAGCUAUCUGAAAAGCUCACCCAUACCACUGUUUCAAAAAGACUAAGGCUGAUUGGGGAAGACUAGGUACCUGGCUUCUUUAUGAAGCAUAAGUAUAAAAUCUGUAAGCGGAGCAUUUGGCACAUCUAGUUUUUUGAAUGGCCCACAUGUUAGUAAACUGCACUUCUUGCUCAAACAUCAAUGGCUUUCUUUUCUAAGACAGGCUUCCUGAGAAAUAAUGCUGUAAAUUCAGACAAGUAUCAAAUUUGUUGCUUAAACUGCCAAAAUAUACAAACUAUGCUCGUUUUAAAAAGCUUUUGUGUUAGAAAAAAUAAGGGUAUGUGGGUCAGUGCUGCCCUUACUUGCUGUUCUUGCCUCAAAUUAAAACAGCAUUAACUUGUUGUUUCCAAGGCAGUGCUUUCCAGAGUCAGUCAAUGUAUGCUGUGGUGCUGCAUGGAAUAUUACUCCAUUGUGUAGCAAAAUGUUGGAGAUCGAGGUGGAUUUGGCAUCUAUAAGUUUUAUUUCUGAAGUAGCUAAGCCAACUUAAUCUUUAACUACGUGCUACUCCACUUCCACCCCUUUUACUCCUAUCCAAGGAACUUGGAGUAGGUUUCUUACACGAAACACUUUUUUCCCAAGCUUAAAAUUUUCUUUAGGCUUACAGAUAAGAGGAAGCUUGUCUCAGUGAAGUCACCAGGUGAAGAAGUCACGCGUCUCAUGUCCUGGUUGCUGUUCAGUAUUUUUUUUUGCAGUAAUUUGUUAGUACUAACAGGCUUAUCUCCCUUUUUUGAAUUUGAAAGCAGCAUUCUUAGAAGUUGAAAUGCAGGAAUUGUUUUAAUACAUGGUGAUGGUUAUACUGCCAUUCAAGCAUCCCAUUUUUUUUAACUUCUUGAAGAUGCAUCUUAGACAACAAAGCUUGUUAAAAUGGAGCACUCAUGGAAGUGGUUUUUAUACUCAUGGAGUCUGAAAUUGUCCAUUAGAUUUGUUGGAGAGUACCUACCUAGUUUUAAUACCUUUGUGUAAAAAAAAAAAAAAACCUGUCACAAUUACUACUGUUCCCUUCAUUUAAUCCUUUAAUUGCCCUGCCUGAAAAAAAAAAAUGCACACAAAAAAUGUUGCAAGUCUGUGAGGAAUAAUUUUAUAACUUAUCUAGCGUUUUAAAGACUUAGCCAUGCUUUGUCAAGGGGUAAUUAUAACAAUGUCUUUGUAACUGUAAUAACAAUCUUAGGUGCAUGCUUUCAAUACAGCUUUGUCUUACUAAUUGUGAAAUGUUACCAGAAGCUUGUCCCAUGAUUUUUAUUUUUUUUGAGGAAAAAUUUAAAUCUACCCUAGGAUUCAACCCAUUCCGACAGAUCGGUAGCUUUCUGAUGGCUAUAUAGUAAGUCACAUCAAGUUCUGUAAAUCAUUUCUCAUUUUUUCUAUUGCUAAACUCCACAUAAAUAAUUGUUUUUCAAUAUAUAUUAGCUUCAGUGAAGUGGAGGCAUUAAACUAGUUGAAUGACAGUGUAGUGUAAGAAAUAAUGCUGCUACAAAGAUCAUUUGGCUUUAAUAAAGUAAGUUGAGAGCCCUGUCACUUCUCUUUCUGUAAAGGUUGACUAGAAUGGAGUGGUUAGAUGAAACAAGCGCCAGUUUAAGAAGUGUGUGGAAAUUAUAUUUGAAAUACCAAAAUAGGUAGUUUCUGCAGAUGUGUUCAGAUGUUUCUUAAAACACUCAUGUGGAUGGGAAGCUUAUUUUUCCUGCUGGUACAGGUAAUCAUAUUUUUCAAGCGAUCUUCUGCUAUGAAUUAGUUUGAGCCAUAUACACUGAUGUAAGCUUACGACUAGUGAAGAUAAGCCUGCAGAAAUGUUGAGAAAUUUUAUAAAAUGACUUUUGAGUUUGUAUUAUGCAGGAAGACUGUAACUUAGUCUGUCUUGCUGCACAAAAAAGUAAGAAAUUCCAAGCAGUAUUAAUUGCCUGGAGUUUCUAGCAUGAUCGCAGUUAGCCUUAUAAGGAAAACCUUGUCUGUUAAUCAUAGAAAACUUUUCUCUAUACGCUCCUAGUAUAUGAAAGCAUGAUGGGAAAUUAUGCGGCUUUUUCACUGAUUUGUCACUGAAUGAUACCGAGAAAACAGUUCUUUAGAACUGACUUUCUUGUGUUGACUUGCAAAUAUCAAAGCAACUAGUGAGAUGACUGUCAGGAGCAGACAUUUUGAGUAAUAGCUAGUUCAUAGUCAUUAAAUGAACAUAAAACUAGAGGGGGACAUCCCCUGCUGUGGCAGCAUGGAGUUGUCUCUUCUGCAUAGCUGACGUUAUCAUGAGAAACUGAACAGAGCACUUGAUGUUCUGUUUUUCUCUAAUUCUAGUCUUUGAAGUACAUCACAUCUCUUCCUGUAGUUUGUAAAUGAUGUCUUCAAGUCUCACUUCAAGACCUGAAGAUUUCUUCAAAUCAGGGUUUGUUUCUGCACCACCUUCUGUCACUAGAAUUAAUUCCUGCAGCUUUCUCCCUCAAAUGUUUGGGUUUAGUAGCUUCAGAAUAAUUGAUGCAAAUAUUAUUCACUAGGUAAAAUACGUGUUAUUUGAUGGAGGAGCUAAAGCAGCUGAUCGUAAAGCAGUGGGCUUGCAUCAUGCAUUGGUUCUUUAUCGCAGCCUUGCUAUGGAGUCUGCAGUUCUGUUCCUAAAGAAUCUUCAUUUCUGGUCAGUGGCUUGCUUCAUCAAUUUAUUUAGGAAUAGGUUUAGGUAAGAAGGUACUGAAAAAUGUUAAAGGUCUGAGGUUAUCUCUAGUCCACUGAGUAAAUACUUCUCUUACCUUGCUGAUGGAUUAUCUGCUGCGCUUGUCUUCUACUUCUGUGUAGCAAUUUUAACAAGUAUCUGUCUUGAUUCAGUUGGUGUGUUGAACAGGAGAAGAAUAGAGAAUGAUGCCUGCUUAUGUGUAUGAGAAUUGUUGGUCUGGCAUCACCGAGACUGGAAAUGAGUUCCCACCCUAGCAUCAUAUCAUGUUGCCAGUUCUGAAGCUUCUGGUUGCAGGAGGUACUUUGGGACACACAGAACGACUAGGAAACGUUGGGUGAACUGUGUGGGUUAUGUUCAUCCACAUACGAGGAUGUUAAUACUCUCCAGCCAGGAAUCAUACUGCCUGUAAGAAGCUCAAAUGCUGGCCUGGUGAGUAGAGACAAAAAGUUGUAAAACUGAAUCUUUGCUCAGUUAUUCUAAACUUUCCACCUUCCUAAGAAAAAAGUGUUUAACUCUUACUGUUAAACAAAACUAUUUUUCUGUAGCAUCCCAAAACGAUUUAAUGGGUGAACAGUUCUGUGAGUUCAGUCUCCUUUCAGGCUCACCUGCUUUUCAGGGUGGGGUGUUUUUUCAUUAUCCUUAAAUUGCCAGGGUGACAUGACACAUGGGUAAUUUAAGUGUAAGUAUCCAAAUACAGAAAGCUUGGUUACAGCCACAUGCUGACUUCUUCAGGCUCUUUAGGAACUGAAUCAGGUUCUAUAAAUAUGUAGCAAACUGUGUAGACAGAGCCAUAAAAGCAAAUAGCUGUGAUCUGUGUAGCCUUAAAUAUUUUUCUUUGACUUGAGGAGGUUAGUAUUUCUGUUCAUCACUGAAAAAAAUACCACUGAUUUAUUUCAACCACUGUAAAUUAGAUCAGGUUUAGGGAUCACUGAGGCUGUGGGAAGGCAUCUCCAUAGUUCAUGUUCUUAAUGGUUCUUACCUAAAGCUAUCUUAAUGCAUGGAUUGUUGCACAAGGUUGGUGAACAGAGGUAGCUGAGACCAUUUUAACUGAAGAAAUGCUCAUUUUGGAGAUGAGUGUUCAGCGCAUGUUUGGGGUUCAGGCUGGCUUUGAUUGCUGCCAGCUCAUCUAGUUGAUCAGUGCUAGCUAGUGCGUAGCCUGAGCCCUUAAUGGUGUCAUGCUGGAAAGUGAAGUUACUGAAGUAUGUCUUUGCUCUCCUGAGUUUGGUUGAGGAGAGGUGUGUUACACAGAGUCUGACCUGAAGAUAAGUGAUGGCUGGCCAUGUCCUACUUACAGUAGAAAUACACAGGCCUGCUGGAAAAAUGUGUGAUACUGCCUGGGAGAUGGGAGGAGAUCAAGGAUGCCAUUGAAGGGAGGGUAGAUGAAUACAAGAAUGGACAGGGAAAAGAAAAAGCUCAGUUAAAGCAGGAGGCUACUAUAACUUGUGUUAUUUAAUAAUUGGUAUUUUCUAUGCCUUCUGUGCCGCUGUGACUGACAAGAAUGUUAGAACGACUGUCCUGCUGUGGGGCAUGUCAGCAGUUUGGAUAGAAAUGGUCUGCGUUUUAACAAUGGAUAAGACACCAUGCAACAAUAAGAAAUCCUUUGGGUGGCAUGUUAUAGAAUCUUUAAAAGGUUCCAGAUACCCACAUCUUUUAAGUGUGUUUAUUACAGUUCCCUUCCCUGCUAUAGAAGAAAUCUAGCUAGUUCCUGUUUAGUGUACUUCUCUAGUUUUUUUUUACUGUCCUCUCUGCAGAGCUGUAAAAUAUGAGCACUUAGGAAGUACUGAGUCACCGAUUACUUGUUUUGAUAUGUGCAUCUCUUUUUUUCCCCCUCCUUCCCAUUCCCGCAUAUACACAGUAUGUUGGCAAAGGCCCAUACUUUUUGUGGGAAAUCAACCUUUACUCCAGUUUUCCAAGUAUCCCCUUAAUAUUUUAAAGGCUAUAAAUACUUUGAAAUAGAAAAUAUCUACACGGUAAACUCUAAAGCUCUACAGGCCUUCCUAUUUUUUUUUUUUCCUAAAGACUAAAAAUAUGGCAUCCUGAAAAAGCUUUUUUUCAAGUAUCUAAUCAGUUCAUUAUAAAAAUCAGUGCUAUUAGGUGGCUCAUCAGAUUUCUUCUUAGUGCAGUAAAAAUAAUGAAACAAAAUAGUGAAACAUUGGCUUAUGGAAAGCUUUCAAAAUACGAAGUGUGAACUAUGUAAGUAUAAAAUAAAAAGAUAAAUACAUAGUUGAAUAGGUAAGAGUGCCAUUGUCUAUGAUGAGCUCUGCUAAUUGGUGGAUUACCAACCUCUAGGUAAAAACUCCCUAAUUCUUAUCUAGCAAAAGCUUUUCAGUGAGAGCAUGCUCACUGAAACAGUACUGACCAUUGUUUUCAGUGAAAUCUGGUAUGUAUAUAUGAGAUGCAGCUGCAUAUUUCCUUUACAUUAAAUAGUUCCUGAUACAGCAUAGGAUAGUAAGCAAGGUACUACUCAGAUUCUGAAAGGACAUGUUCAUCAGUAUUAUCAGAUAAAGAAUGAAAGCAGGCUGUGACUUAUGUAUCUGUAUGUCUUGUAUAAAUGCUGUUCCGAUACAAGUCAUGGAAACUCCUCAAAAUUGCAUUAUGGUUCCUUUCCCAAGGUCUGUGGCAGGAAAUGGUCCCUCUUAGCACUCUGUAACAGAGUGCCUCCAUUUAAACCAUCGCAUAAAAACUCUGCAAGUUCUUAGUGCAGUAUAAUAUUGCACAGGGUGCUUAACUUCCAUGAGCAAGUUUUACCUAUCUGUGAACUAUUAAGUCCUUAAGUUGUCUCCAGUCUGAAGGUUUUUAGCAUUCUGUGUGCUCCUUAUAUUUUCCAUUUUUUUCUAGUAGAAAUACAGCCCAUGUCCUAUAGAAACAACUUGCUAGUGUUUCUGAGAGCGCUGGACUGGAUUUCUGUGCAGGUGAGUAUGCUCUAAGAACUAGUUAGGUGUUACGAAGCUCAAGCACGCUUACUGACAUACUUGCAAGAAUACACGUAGAGAGAAUUUUAGAGUUGUCCUGAGCAACAAACAUACCAGAGGUGUUUGGAGUACUAUCAACAGUCAGCCUGUGAGCUUGCAAACACUCUGACUUUGUGGCAAACUGGGACUGGAGGUGGUAAAAACAAACAAACAAGCCCAACCCUCUAAUUCUGUUGAUGUGCUUUAAUAUCUGUGUCUGGAGAAGUGGAGAAGUAGUUCUUUCCUGUUCUCCCAACUCAGGUAUCUCCGUCUGCAGAAAACCCAGUGAUCUGAGGUGAGAUCAAGUGGUCAAGCUAUGAAUACAUCCUAAUGGUCGGUGUCUGAGAGGGUGCUUCAGCAGGAUAGUGAAAGCAGGUUCUGCACAGUGAGACUGCAUGAGCAAUCUGUAACAGGGGUUAUUCACGCAGGUCGGUGCAAACAAAAGUGUGUUCUUUGUCUGACCAGGCCUGAGUCAGCUCCUCUUUGAAGCUGAAUUCUGAGUUAGGAUGUUUCUUUUUACUUCUAUUUCCUAGCAACUCAUGUCUAAGGAUUGUACUGAUGUCUUUGACAACAGAUGUUCACUUAUUAGUGUCUACUGUUAAAGUUAUUUUUGUCCUUUUUUUAAGGUCUAUUUAUUAAAACUUAACCAAUAAAGCACCUAGUGAGUUGAAAGAGAUGCUUAUACAUGGACUCCCUUGUAAUUUGGAGGAGAAAUACAUUUUUUCAUACCACAUUUGUGUGAAUAAAACAUUUCUAAACAUGAGAGAAGGUUGAGAUGGAUGGGGGUUAAAAGUCUCCCCUAGUGUAGGGAAGGGGAGAAAAAUCGUUACUGGAAUAGAAGUCUACGUGCUGGGGAGGUUAAAACUUUAUUGAAGAAAGUGCUGAGAUAGACUGCUUGGAGUGAAACAGUUUAGGCUCUCUGGAUUUCCACAGUGCUGUAGAGGUAUAUGUUGAAAGCCUAGUUUCAUUAAAAGUAAACUCUGUUAUUUUGUUACUUUUUGUUUUUGGUGCAGGGAGAUGGAAGGGGUGAGAAAAGCCUUCAGAGUUUUGUAUGCUGGAUCAGUGGACUAUAGUUAAUUCUUCCUUAAUGUCAUAUCUUAAUAUAGGUAUUGAAUGCGCCCUAAGUAUUAAGACUCUUCAAAAGUAUCCAGUCCUGCUCUGGUGAUGUAUUACAUAUGGAGGCUUUGUGUUUUUAUGUUUUUAAGAGGAUAAAAAUCCAGAGUAUUAAAUUUUUGAACUGGGCUAACGAAUAAGUGAAGAUUUUUUUUUUUUCUUUUGACAUGAAUCAGUUGCACUUUGGUGGAUACUGAGAGUCCUGCAACUUCAAAUUGGCUUUUGUGAAUUGAAGAAAAAAGUCAUCUUUUUCCUUAUGAGAAAAUAAUGUAGAAAAUAAUGGUUAAAAAGGAUUCACAACCCUAGAGAAUUGAUACUGUCCUGGAUUCCAACUGAAGAUGACUGAUUCUAUAUUAUAUUAAGACCACCUCUUUCUCUCUAGUCUUAAAGCUGUUUCCAGGCAGUGUAUCUAGCUCAGUAUACCAAGAGGUAACCCUUACACUGACUGGAUGUUUCUCUGGGUUGCUUUCACGUAGUGAUUGUCAAAAAAACAAACAAACAUGUCUGGACACAACCUGGAAUCUGGGCUAACCCCUUCACCUACCAGCAUAAUUCCCACCCUAAGUGGAGCACCACGACUGGCCUUGACAGACAUACCUCAUGCCUCUGAUGUGUGAGUGGUCUCCUGGGGAAAUAGCAUGUGGAAACUGAACAGAAGUAUGUGCAGAGGUAUUCAGUACUGAUGGUUGGGUGACACAGUGUGUAAUGGAGCCGCAUGGAGUUAAAUCAGUUAACCUGAAAAUCAUGAAAAUUAUCUGAUCCGUCAGUGUGUAUAUAUGUAGUUUCCCUUCGUGUGCAUCUCCAGUACUGAAUUAAAGAGUUCAAAGUCUGGAAUAUAUAUUGAUUUGUAGGCCUGUUCACCUUUGGGGAUAAGGAAGCUAUAGCACAUUUCACCUACUUUUAGAAGUCUGCAGAUUAAUAGGACAUUUAAAUUAGGUUACAUUUUGCCUUAUGUCAUUUAAAAAAAAAAGCAUGGGGAGCCAACAGGAUGUAAGUGUAUUCUUGCAGGCAUUGCAGAAACAAAACUUAGAGUACUUGAGAAAUUUAAGGGAUAUGCUAUGUUCAUGAAACAAGAUGAGUAGUCAUUUAAGUUCUGUUGGUGAUAAAUGGAGUCUUCUAUAGCCUGUAAGGGACUUGAAAAAUCUGCCUCGCCUUUUACAAAAGUUACAUGCAUAGGAGUCUUCAGCAAAACAGUCUAAACAAUAAAUGGGUAAAAAGCCAUUUGCCUUGUAAUCUAGAGGGUUUUAAUAAAGUGCAGCAGAACAAUCAAAGGUGCAUAAAAAUAUACAUCUGCACUCCUUUCCUGUGCUGAAAGAGGGAUAGAAGGAAAUGCUGAGAGCUCAGUGCUGUAGCAGAGCUACCAAAGUAGUGUUGAGGCUGUGUGGUCUGCCAGCCAGACUCUUCUGCAGCUCUUUUCGGGAGGAGGUGGGAGCCUUGGGGAGAGCGAUGUUAAAUGAUCCUUCUUGUUGAAGAUUGUGUGAUUACAGCAAGGGGUGCUACCAUGCUGAAAGGAGAAAACUAUAAAAGCUGGAUGAAAUUAACCUGGGAAUUCAAAUACCUGUCCCUUCUCAGUGUUUUCGUAAUACUGGCUUCCAACAAUGAGCAACAAGAAGGAAACCUGUUAAGAUUUGCUUUGUGCCCAGAACAGAAAACCAGAUUGAUCAAUCAUCCUUAGGACUGCUGUUGUAACUAUUGGUCUUUGUUACGGCUUCUACCAGACAGUGGUGCUGGUUCACAGUCCCAAACUGACAAGGCACUGCUUUGAAAGAAACACUACUUGAGACUAAAUGGUCCUUACCAUUGCAAUAAGACCAGGUGUGGAAGCAUGACUUUUUGAGGUCUCAAAAACCUGGGUUGCCAAGAAUUUCCUGUUUGUGGGUGCCCUUUUUGGCCUGAUGUCCAAGUCUGCUGGUAUUCAGAGAAAUAACGACAGCUCCUGACCAUGCCACAGUUCAUGAAAGGUGUGCAGCACCUUUCAUAGGGCAGCAAUACCAGUCUGUAUUGGUGAUACCAAGCAUGUGCAGUGUGAACUCAUACAUUGCUUGCUGAGGAAAAGCAUGUGCAGUAUGGCUGUAACCUGUAGAACUGGUGCAUUUUAUCACUGCGUGAGUCUCCCACAUGAUUUGAACUUUGUCAGAACAGUGGUUAGCUGCUUUACCCUCAUUCACCGAGGAGAGAUCUAUCUUGAUGUUACUGAGACUGAGAUUAACAUCUGUUGGCUUCGUGCUCCUCGUUUUCAGUUGGGAAGUUAAUGCAUUACCUUAUUCAGAGAGUUUCAGAAACUAUAACCAUGCAGCUGUUUAUCCCUGAUAGACCAAGUUGUCUGUUCUAGUAUCAGGAUCAUGCUUGCAUUUUGCAAAGAGUUCUCAUACUCCUUAAGUCUGCCAAUAGAUCUGAAAGUGCAGAAGUUACAACAAAGUCUAGGAACAUUGGUACACUUGAAAGCUUUCUAGUCCAUUGUGAUGCUAGUGUAAAAUGACUCUUUCUGCCUAAAAUAGAGUAUGAAGCAUGCUUCUUGGUCAGAUAAGGGAGUUUAGACUAGCGUGCAAUGGAAUCCUGUAGUACUGUUCUAACAAAAGUGACUUCCACACGUACAAACACAAAUCUGCAAGAAAGCGGUAGAUAAUCCAGAAAUACAUUGAUCUGGAAGCCCACAGAUCUCAGCAAUAUGGAACUAGGAGGGAAUGUGUUAAGCAGUGGGAGUGCUGGCAAAGAUGAGUAACCGGGUGAGUUCCAUGUUUUAUGAACAACACCUAGCAAAGUGUACACUUGGUCUUCUGCCCAAAUGAAGUAAGUUUCCAGGUCUGCCUAAUGAAGUAAAAUCACAACUUAUGUGCUGCUUCCAACCCUUGUGCCCUUGGAGCUUACAGUCUUCCCACCUAAUUCAUUUAGGGAUAUCAGAAACAAACUCAGAGGUACUUACCUGUAAACAGAUGGAUUAAGCUCUCAAGACUUGGGGAAAAGACCAAGCAACACACAUUUCCUCAGUGUGAGGUAAGUAUUCUGAAACUUUUCUGGAUGCAUCAUGAAGACAAACCUAAGGUGAUAAUAGCAUUCAUUUUAAUAGAUUUAUGUAGUCGAACUCUGCUACUUCUAAUCUGUGGACAUCCUUUUGAUGGAAUGUUUGAUACCUUUUACCUCACAUGACAAACUGCCAUGUUGCAAUCUGAUUGUCCAGUACUUUGUGUGGGAGGUUUUGUGUUCAUCUGUAGAACCUGCACAACACUGAACGUGUGUUCAAGAUGGGAAGGCCCCCUUUUUUUGAGGUGUGGUCUGCUGUAAUUUUUUUGUCAAAGAUGCUUGUUUUCCCCAUGGGUUGCGACUCAGAUUCCAAGCCUCAAGUUGGAGAGACUACAGCGUAGGUCUUCCUUUGGACUUGAUGGUGUUUUUUUAUGUAGAUAGUAGGAAUCCUGUUUCUGAACUUUAGUAUACCUUUGGAAGGUCACUUUUAAUUAUCUCAAAAUCAAGGAAAUUACUGGACAUUGGCACAGAAAACUUUUUGUGUUCUUGGUCUACCAUAACCAUGCUUUUCCAGAUUUGGAAUUUGUCAUUGCAGGAUGUAUUGAUGUUGUACACUUAACUAUAGUUCCCCAUCCCACCAUUCAGGUAUAAAUAAUUAAAAAUAUUUUAUAACAUUAUUUAGAAUAAAGAUUCUUUAAUAUUAAAAUCUAGUUUUGACUUGAUGAAUUCAAUUAAGUUUUCUAAUAAAUAGACCAUGGAUUCCACUAAACACAGGAGACAUGUAAUGAAGCUGCAGAUGUUUACCAUUUCUCUGAUAGUUCUGACUUUUUUUAUUACAGCUAGCUUUUUUCUGAGCAUGCAAGGCCAAAAAGUGACUGUACUUACUACUAACUUUACAUCUUUAUCCUUGAGGGGGCUGUGAAAUGUUACAAACAAAUCAGGAACCUUCCUCAUUUCUCCAAACUUCAGGAAAUGUUAUUUCUUCACAGCUGCUUAUUUCCCUAGUCUAUGCUUUCUCUUACUGUGUGUGUAUGUCUCUGUAUAGGUACAUAUGCCUAUAUUUACACCUCCAAAAGAUAAAGGGGAAUGUUACUAAUACACAAAAGCUGACAUAUUUUCACAAUUGCAAAGAACAGGUUGGCUAGUAAAAUGCCUUCCUGCAUAGUAUCUGCUACAAAAGAUCAGGAUAUGGAGGAAAAAAAAAAUCACUGUUGCUUGACAGAAUUUCUUUACUCCAUGCAUAUGUUAUACUUACAUUGUUGGUGUGUGUGAAACUAAAAUCUUCCAGGAAAACCUGUCAGUUGAGAGGGGAAGAAACUUUUUUUUGGCUUGAAUGCAUUUUCUGAUGACUGAAAUUGGCUGAGGAUAGUGCAGGUGCUGAACCUGGAGGUACACAACAUACACAAGUUUUCUUCCUUUUUCUCGAAUUCCCUGAACUAUUGGAAAGUUGAGCUUUUUCAUUAGCUGGAGAGCAAUUGUGGAAAGAUGCUCAAGUGUGUCCUGAGUGGUGGGUGCAACUGGAAGAAAUGAAUAGGAGGAGAAUACCUAUUAAGGGAUGUGUUUUUUUAAUACACAUAUAUGUGAUUGGUAACUUGAGUGUUUCUAAAGUGAUGGAUGGUUGGUUGGAAGGACAUUAAGGAGAAAAUUAUAGGUACAUAGAUAGCCCUAGGAAGCUGCUAUUAGAGUUAGGAUACUGAGUGAACAGAGCUGUGGUAUGACGUUGCCACAGCCCUCCUCAUAUUCUUGUGGGGGUGUGUUAUGUAUUCCUUGAUGGAGGCAUUAUGGAAUUGGCGGUAAGAAAGCUAGGACAGCUUAAAUACUUGAUGUAGUGAGAUUCUUUCUCACUAGGGUCUACUUCAGUUGUGUAUAAUUAUUUCCUUAAAAUUUAUCAGUUGUUCAAAGCACUGAGUGCAAUGUCAUACAAAGUGAUAGUAAAAAUGUGAUAAUCUUGAUCCCUCUAUUUGUGAUUUUCCCCCUCCAAUUUAAGAACUUGGUGGUUCCUAUGACCUGAGUCCUUGCCUUGUUCAACUGUUCAACAUCUGCUAAAGGUUUGUAAGUUCCAGCCUUAAGUUGUGCUGUGUGGCUGACUUACCUCUAGGAGCUUUCUUCCGUAGUUGACAACAAAUGUUGAGGUCUGCUCCAGUACCUCAGUACUGGAAUGCUGUGACGCAAAUUGAGCUUACUUCAGGAUGCCUUAGAGACUGAAAUUAGCAAUACGUAUGGUUAUAUGGUUGUAUGCUGGUUAAAUAUCCUGAUAAGGUUGCCAGUUCAUGUUGUCCAGGUUUCAUCAUCUGUGCUGAUUGAAUUCAGCAGGUGACAAUGGCAGGGCUCACAACAGCUGACAAGUUUGGCUGCCUCAGUUGAAUUGGUACAGCUUAAUAAUGGAAAAUAAUGGUUAAAGUAGGUUCUGUGAGGAAACAGAAUAGAGGGAAUUAAUGCGGAUCUAGAUUUCAAGAUAAAAGUUCAAGAUAAAUUUUCAAACUUGGGCAAAACUAUUAGAUAAGAUACCAAUGUAUACAUUGUGCAGAACACUUCCUUUAACGAGUAUGCUUUGAAGGUACUAUUUCCUUUUUGCUGAUUAAUCUGUUGUUAAAUUUCCAUUAAGUAUUUGAAAAUAAGUGAUAAACUUGUUUUUAGUGAUAAAUGUGCAAAAUUGAAGUUGUGUGGAAACUUGUUUGCAUGAACUAGCACACAGGAAUUAUAUCUUCUAUAUACUUCUACCAGGGACUCUGUUUUUUAAUUUAGGUGCCUAAUUGAACUGAGAACUGGAAGAGCUUCUAGGUUAAGUUCAUGCCAUGUCACUAGAGGUAGAAAUAUUUUAAAAUAAAUACCCAACUUUCUUUAGUCAAGUGCAAAGCUUUCUGAAUUUUAAUAGGGUAAGAAUUAUAAUAUUGCCUCUUAAGAAAUGAGGGGAAACUCAGUGGUGACAGAACUUACUUUGCAUGUUGUGUUUUGUAUAAACUGCUCUGGAAUAGAAGUUAGCUAGCUGUUGCCAUGUCUGAACAGUUGGUGGCUCCAAUGCUUUGCAGCUGUCAGUAUGCGUAAUGCCAAAAUAAGCUAAUUCAGUUCUAGCUGUAUAUGUUGAACUAGUUAGAAACUUAGAAUGACAGACUUAGUAAAUAGCCAAACACACCCAGCUUGCACUUUAAGCCAUUAUGUAAGAUCCCUUCUUAAUAUUUAAAUAAGCACUAAGUUCUGCAUUCCUGUCAAACUUGAUAUAAAAUCUAAGAGGCUACCUUGCAAAAUGCCAAUUCAGAAUCAGUAGCAAUGUUCUUGAAACCAGCACAGCUGACAGACCACUCUUAUUCCAUAUUGCAGGAUUGCACAGGCAAGACAGAUGACAGCUAUCCUGACCAAAAGGCAGGCAGGGGAAAAUAGUCAGUUUCCAGGAAAGAGGCAGAGAGGAGCAUGUCUACUAUGUACUCAAUCUUGAAACUGAGAGACAGGCAACUGCUUAUAUACCUAAAAAGGGAAAUGUUUUGUUUUGACUUGAAGUAAAAGGUUUAGAGGGCAGUGGAGUUUGAUAGAGUAAGAUCAUAACUUGAGAAGAGCCCAUGCUAAUGAGCUGUCAUUUUUGUUCAUGUGACUGUACAAACAUUUAUUAAACAGAACUUAAGUGGAGUUGAGAACUUUGUAGAAAGUGUUAGCUCUAGAAAUCUGCAAAAAGGCUUGGAUUAAAAAAUAAAAGUAGAAAUUGGACUAGAAAUUUCCAGGGAUGUGUGUUGCAUUUUUUUUAAAAUCCCCAAAGUCCCUGAAAAUGUAAUUGAAGAGAUAGAAAACUCCUCCCUGAGUUUACAUGUUUUGCUGGAAAAUGAAAAUGUAGAACUAAUUUUUACUUUGUUUAAAAAAAAUAAAUAACUGAAAUAUUUGUAUUACGUUGUCCUGAACUAGUGUAGGUACCUUAUGUUCCUGUUUUCAUUUUUGCCUUGUUUCUCACCUGUUUUUGUAUUACCAUGUUUCCUUCUUUAAACUUCUGUAGCUUGUCGUGGGAACAGCCCUGAUGGACAAAAAUAUGAGGAGAGCAACCUUCAGAUACGGUUUAGCCCUCAGAACUAGAGUGAGGUAGAGAGCAGCCUGAGAAGUUGUAGGCCACUAUGAGUCAAGGUGAGAGUGCAGUCUGUGUAGCUUUUCUGUUUCUGUAGGGUUCAGUGUUACACACGAAUGAGUUCUCUUGGGGCAUUGGCAGCAUGGGGGGCAGCACUGGCUGUAUGCAAACAAAAUUCCUUGCAAAGAUACCUUUUUUUUCUGUCUCCUGGAGGAAAGAAAAGAACAAAAAUAGCCCUGCUGAGCAGAAUUUGCAUGACAGUUUGAAUUGCUCUAUAACAUCAUGGUAUCUUUUGCAAUAUUUCAUCAAACAGUAUAUUCUAGCAAAAUGAUGUGAAAAUAAAUAUUAUUCAACUCGUACCUUCAUUGUUUUGGCUUACAAAAUUAAGAUUUCUGAACUCUUGACUCUUUUUGGUGUAUACAAAGUCAUCCAGGACUUCCACUUAAAGACAAGUCUGGAAUGCAGUUAGAGGUACACUAUUUACAGGAAUCGUGAAGGAGAGCUGCUUUAGCUUUUCCUUUGAGUCUACAGAAACACUUCACAGAUGUUUUUUCCUUUUUUGUCUUAGUAUUUCUAGUAUUUUAAGUUAUCAAGUGUUCAUGAAUUCUGAUGAAGCCUAAGAUUAAACUUAGCUUUGUAUUAUUUUAACACUGCUUUGGAAUGCUAGGUGGAUAACAUCAGGCUAACUUUCUAAAUAUUUACAUGCUGUAAUGUCCAAUUCUUGUUCAUAGAGUGGAUUUGUAAGACCCAAACUAGAUAUUCCUCACUCACAUGCAAUAUUUAGUUUCCAUGAAAUGUAUGUUAAUGCUAUUGACGAGCUAGGAAAUGCAUGCAGUUCAGAGAUCCUUUUCCAGGGUAUGCCUCAAGCUAGUCAGCUCACUAACUGGGAGAGUUUCCAGUUUAUAAAAUACAUUCUUUUCCUAUGCAAGAGGAAGUUCAGUUUCUUAAGAGUGGUGAUAAGGGGUGGUAUGAGAAUUGGUGGUAUGUGUGUAUCUGCAUAACCACGCUGUUUUUGUGUUUGUUUUUGUUUUUUUUUUUUUUAUAAUGAGGAUCUAGGCCUAACUAUUUUCAUACAUGAGGCUAUCUGUUUACAAACUGGAGAACUAAAGGAGAAGUACAACUUAAUAGGUAGUUCAGGAACAGCAGAAAACCUUGUUGUUUUGUGGCUGGUUUUGUUGUCUGAAGCAAUCAAACUGUAACAGACAUUUCUGAUCUCAUACCUCCCAAAAAGUACCCAUACAACUCCCCAAAAGUACCCAUUAACUAGUUAUUAGGGGCAGGUAGACACGCACAUCAUUAUAUGUACAGUGUGGUUUUCAUGAAAUGUAAGGUUGGAAAUUGACUUACAAUGUUUUGGAGUUCCUUACCAAGGUCAUAAAUGCUUUAUGUAGUGGUGUAAAUUGCAUCUUGUUAAAUAUGCAGUGAUUUAUGAAGAGAGCAUGAGAUGUAGUUAGGGAGGCUCAACAGCCCUUCAACAGAAAGUUAUAGCUCUAUUUUGUUUAUUUAUAGUGCAGAAAGAGAUCUGCACCAGAACUUCAAUAUAUGAAAUACUUGAUAAUAAGUCAAAGGAGAUUGGAAUCAAAUACUGACUUCCAGUACCUCAACUUGGUGGACUGAAGUUCUACUCUCACUCAGGCCAGUUGCUGCAACUAUUACAGCACAACUGUUAUAGUAUGUGUUGGGAAAACAAAAUAUAGGUGCAAACACCCUUAUUGAUAUUUGACCACAAAACAUAACAAUUAGAGCAUUUUGGGCUGAACUUCUGGUUAUUGUUUUCACUUAAGUUAUGGAUUCAGGUGGGACCUAGUGAUGAGGUAUAGGUCACUUGCUCAACACUGACAGGGUGUAGUUAUUAACAGCCUGCUUCUAAACAAAAAUGUCUGAGAGCCUUUACUGAUGGAAACUUCAGCCCUUAUUGACUCCUGGCAGUGGUUAGGUUUGUCUAAAUGACAAUUUAAAAUGACUGAACUCUGUAUUUAAUGCCAAUGAAUUGGUCCCCUUUAACUGCCUGGAUUCUUUUGUUCUACAAACAGUAAGCCACACUAUGAAAAAUACGAGAGCUGAGGGAAAAACGCCAAAAAGCAUUGUAGCUCUGUGGGUUGAGUUUUUAUUUAGGACUGAAAUUGCACUCUGCAAAAUAUAUAUAUUUUUUAAAUUUUUGGUGCUGUUUUAAGUAGAAUUAAUAUAACUCUAGUUUGCACUUGUUGAAAGGGGGAAUGCUAAAACUCAUGACAAUAUAAGCACUUAAUUCAGUUGCACGAAGUUUAAGGAUCAAGUAUGUACGUUGUUUAGAUGCAAGCCCUGUGGAUUAUACCUCUAAGAAACAGCUUUUCAUAUUCUUUGCACUUAAAAAAAAAUAAAGAGAAAAAAAUGGGCAUCACCUACAGAGUUGGAAUAAAUGCUUCACCAGUUGCAAGGGCAUAAAGAAUAGUAAAUAGCAGACCUCGUGAAUGAUGCAAAUUACUGUAUGAGCAUUUAUACAUGUGAGCGUUGACUUACCUGCUAAUUAGAAUCAUAGAAUAUGCCAAGUUGGAAGAGACCCAUAAGGAUCAAGUCCAAUUCAUUAGGGUGGUGCCUGGUCCUCUUGUUGAACAAGUAUCUGAUUGCAAAGUCUCCUUGGGCAUCAUUGUUCUGAUGAAGUAAAAGUAAUGCAAACAUCACAUGUGGACUAAAGGAAACAAAUUCACCUCUCUAGGCAUGAUGAGACUUGAAUAUUUUAUUAACUGAUAGGCACAGUUCUCCCUUUGUGACAUGCAGGGAAAGGAAUAGGUGCUUCCUGUGUCUUACGUACUUAGGGGUAACCAAAAUAGCAUGUUAACCUUGUGUAAAUGUUUCAAAGAAGAAUAUUUAAGUAUCAAAUGAAGUGCAUGUUUUUUUCAAUACUGAUGUUGGUAAAUGGUGAUAUUGAAUGCGGACUUUUUUUAUAUUUGGAUCAGAAUGCGGAGCUGUACUUCUAGUUACAUGACACCUACAUUUGUGUGUUGCAUGUGAGUAUUCUGUGUAAGUUGCUGCUUUCCUCUGCUGCAGUCUUCCUUACUGAAUUCCCUCCUAGAGAAACACUGCAGAUGGUCUUGUCUGAUCAUGUUCUUAAUUGGGUGGGCCUGAGUUAAAUAUCGUGAAAGCAAGACGAGUGAUACUAAUCAAAAGGAAACAGAGUAAGAAUGUACAACAGGAGGAUAUCUGAUGAAGUCCCCAUGGGAAUACUAUACCUAUCAGUAAAAAGUACUUUUGAAAGUACAUUGAUGGCUGAGCCAUGCUUGAAGUGUAAAUUAUUAAUUAAAUAAAACCUAUAUGAAAAAAUACGUAUGCAAUUACAUAGGGGAUACAUUUCUCUGUGAAUGCUUGAACUCAUAAAUUACUGUAAAGAACUGAAGCAUGCAUUGCCUACACUUCUAAAACCAUUUUUCCCUUUAAGGGAAGCAGUGAUUUAAAAAAAAAAAAAAAAAAGUUGGGGGAUGAGGCAGGACAAGGCUCCUCCCUGCAUGCUGGCAGGGGGCUGCUGCCUGGAGCGUGACAUGGAGCAGUGUUGCUCGGGGUCUGAGGGCUGCUUUUUGGGGAUCUGGGCCUGGUGGUAUUGUGGGGAGCAGGACAAUGCUGUGAGGAGAUGCACAGGGGCAGGAAAUGGGGACACAAGGGAUGGUCAGGGCAAAAUGUUCCGGGGGAUAUGCAUUGAUCAAUGUUCUGCAAUAAUAGCAGAAGGGUGUUUGUUAUGUGGUUUCCACAAAGGAUGGACCCCAUGGCACAGCCCAUAUUGGAGCAGUUAUUGAAGAGCUCCUGCCUGUGGGAAGCCCGCCUAAGGAUCAGUUUGGGAAGGACGUCAUCCCAUGGGAGGGACCCCACGUGGAGCAGGGGCAGAAAGUGACCAUGAAGGAGCGGCCAAGGUGAAGUGCUGUAGACUGACUGUGCUGCUUGGGGAGAGGAUGUAGAAGAGGUUGGGGAGAGGGGAAGGUGUUUUUUGCUCUUAUUUUCUCACUGCUCUGGUCUGUUAGUGACAGGCAAUAAAUUGUAUUAAUCUUUCUAUAUUUAGUCUGUUUUGUCUGUCACAAUAGUUGGGUGAUCUCCCUGUCCCUAUCUCAACCUUUGAGCCCUUUCCAUCGUAUUUUCUCCCCCAUUCCUCUGAGGAGGGGAAGUGAGAGAGUGAUUGUGGUGGAGUUCAGCUGCCCAGCUGGGUAAAACUACCACAGUGGGUGUGGUAGGGUGUGGGUGUGGUGAUGGUGGGAGAAUAAACUAUGAUGCUCUGUUGUUACCAGCAAUUAUUUCCCCAGCAUUUUGUAUCAGCUGUCUCCAUGUUGAUAACUCAUUGUAAUUGCAAAUAGUAAAACAACAACAACAACAAAAAUCCUGUUAACAUUUUUAUAAAGAUUUUUUUGGUGAAAUUUAAUAACUCAAAAUGAAAAUCCACACUUCGACCUGUAUUUGUAAAUACAUUCUCAAACUUCCAUAAUACUGGUAUGAAUGCUUUCAGUACUACAGUUAAUGGAUCCUUAGAUGAGCUAAAUUUAGAGAUGAGUGUGCAAUUUUACUGGCCUCAUGUAAAUUUAUGGGGUCAUUGGUAGCAGAGUAAGGUAGUGUUACGAAUCCGAAUGGUGCGUAGCUUUUAGUUCUGGUUUACUAGCUUAAUUAGCUCAACCUAAAGUAAGAGGAAAAAAAAACACCUUAGUAACCGUAAAAUAGUUCUGCAUAACUAGAAGAAGAAAAAAGUUGUUCCCUGCUGUUUCUUCAAGGAGCUCCAUCUGAGUGUUAGGAUCUCCCACUCUGUUCAGAACAAAAGGAUAGUGUUGGAAUGAAGAGCUUACAAAGAGCUCUGGUCAGUAGAGCAGAAAUAGAUGCAUGGAGUUGGCCAUAGGGACAUGGUGUGAACAUACUAAUCAAGACAACAGUCCAUGUUCUUAAUGAAGAAAAAACUUCCUUAUGUGCUAUGAUGCAUGUGAAGAUAAUAGUUAUGACUCAGCACCUAGAAAGCCUUGAAGAAUGACUUAAAGGAGAAUGAAAAACCUUAACGGAUGUUUGAACUACUUUCGGAUACAUGAAGCAAAACAGGAGAUAGUAUGAAAGUAUUUUGUCAUUUCAGAAGUUGAAGAUGGAGGCAGGUCUUGUAGUGGGAACAUGUUUUUUAUAUCAUUGGUGAGAUGGGAACAGUAAAGGGAUAUUCGAUCAAAGACUUGCGUUUGACAUGACAAAAGGAAUGUGCAAAAAGGUGUGGAUAAAGCAACGGGUCAGGAAAGUUAUUUCUGUAGCUGCCUUCUGAAAGGAUCCAGUCAGGGAAGGCAGCUCAGCUAAAUAAAGGGUUUCAGUAUUUGCAAACAAGAUGGCAGUGUUAAGAGUGUUAGCUAUGUAGGUAAAUAGGAAACUUAAGUGCUGUAUGCCCAAAAUAAUAAAGUUUCAUUUUAGCUUGAUGAGUUGCACCAGAGGAUUGAGGUAAUGUAGUGGUUUGUUCACGAUGGAAGGAAGGCAAAAUGAGAAUGUGUGGAAGUGUUGGGUUCUUUAGUCAUUCUGAGUGGACAGACAGGUAUCAGUGAGGAGACACCGAUGUACAUGUCAAAGCUUUGGUCAGGAAAAGAGGCAAGACUGUAUGUGCAGCUAAUGCUGAUGUUCACUCUCACCAAGUUCCUAUAUAUCAUCAUGUUGAAAUAAGAAAAUUCCUUUCUUAUACAUAUUGUUACAAAUAUGCAGGAAGUUUGUCCAGAAUAUUUGUUUUAUGAAACUUGUUAGCUAGAAGAUAUGUAUUUUUUUCCUAUAACACAAAGAUCAGGAAAGAUUCAAAACAUAAAACUGGCAGGAAAAAUAAAUUGUCUCUCUUAUUUAAGCUAAAGUUAAUUAUUUCCUUCAUAGUUGUUAUGCUAAAGUAAUUUAGCAAAAAGUUUUUGCUAAACAAAGUUUUGUACUAAAUGAACCUUCAUCUCAAAUGAGGUAGCUAAAGGAUGUAUAUAAAACUUGUUUACGAAAAAACACAAACUUUUUUUUCCCUUAAUCUGUAGAAUUAGUGUGUAGAGGUUUCAAUGAGUUGUGACUGGCAGAAGAUGGGAUCAAUUCACUGUAAAUCCCUCGAGUCCAGGAUCAUUUGUUGCUGUUGGCAAACUAUUGUGCAGUUGUGAUGUAAACAAGAAACUUGCACAUCUUUUUAAAGUAGGAAUACUUUUAUUUCUUAUCCUUCAAGACUUUCCCCUCUCCUCUAAUAAUUUUCAUAGAUUUAUUGUGAAUGCUGUGCAUGUCUUAUGUUAGGUGUUGAAGCUGGUGUUCCACGAUUCCCAGAAUUUCCUCUACAGUCUUCAAGUUGCUGAAUAAGAUCCUUCACUUUCUGUCUUCCACAUCCGAAUUGUUUUCCCCAAUGUUAUUUUUCAAUAUUUAAGAGUAUUCUAUUUUAAGAACUUGUGCUCUAUUGACUGACAAGGUAUUUAUUGUCCAUUAACAGCUUACAGACAAGGCAUUGCAUUUUUCAUUAUUUCUAUUUUGGUCUAAAACUUCUUUGGUCUAAAAAAUCUUUUUAUUUGCAGGGGUACAUCAUGUUCUGCUUUCCCCUCUUUAUCCUCACGAAAGGCCCCAAAUCUCUUUUGCUGCAGUUUGCUUUAUCAAAGGAUUGUAACCUGUUAUCUGUGUUCACUCUUUACAUUAAAUGCCAUGGUUCUGUUUACUAACAGUAGAAGAGCAGUAGAACAAACUAUGUUAAAGGAUGUUUCAAAUAAUAUAUGCUGGAAUUUGCUGACAGAAGAAAACUGCCAAGUCCAUGAGCAUAGGUGGCUGAAAAAAGGAAAUGCUGGUUCUUUCCACUUGUUACAAAUUGUCACUCAGUACAGGGGAUGUCAAUAUAAUGGUUCCCUUCUCUUAUUGCUUUGCUCAGCAGUGAAGUAGUUGAUUUCUAACUGAUGUGUCAAUUUGUUACCCUUAUUUAAAGGGCUGUGUAGAAUAAUUCACAUUCUCCACAUUUAUUUUUUUUCAGUCUUGUGUUGAAAUUGCUGCCACAGUUAAAAGAUUUCAGUGAAAAGAUUUGAGCAAGAGCUAGGAUAGACGGAUGUUGUAAAGUGCUGAAUGAUCACUGGCAGUUUCAAAACUUAGUAAGAAAAUAUUUCCAGCUAAAUGGGGUAAGAUAUAUCAUUAAAGCUUGUGGGCUUCAUAAGGGAAUCUAACUUGAGGGGAUUCUGAAUUUCAGAAGCAAUUUCAGAGAGAACCUGAUGAACCCAAGCUGCCUGCCCAGUUGCUUCGACAGCUACCACCGGACAUUGGCUUCUAAAAUCAGAGAUUUUGCGAACCAGUCCUCUGUCACUUUUGCCUCUGAUUACCGGAAUUUUUGAAGCUACCUUGGAGGCAGCUGAGUUUUUGGAGGCACUCUUCAGGAAAGCGCAAGCCUGGCAUCAGAAGGCGAGCUCACAAAACCCCUCUGCGACCACUGCUGUUGUGCAGUGUCUCUAGAAGCAGGUCGCUUGAGGGCCGUCCUGAAGGCGGAUCCUCGGGGGCUCCCUCCUCACACAGCGCUGCGCUGCCCCUUCCCCUCACGCCCGUGCUGCCGGGGUCUCCUCUUCCCUCAGCGCCGCUCCCCGAGCCCCCAUCCCCUGAGGGGCCACCUCCGGGGACUCCUCCUCGCACUCUGCGGGCGGGGACCGGGGGAGGGUCCCGGUCCACUCCCCGUCCCGUCCCGCCCGCAGGGGGCGACGCUGGCGGCCUCCCCCCGCCGCCUCGGCUGCCGGUGGGGCCAUGGCGGGCAAGGGGCUCGGCCUCGUCGUCCUGCUCCUGCUGGCCGCCCGCGGGGCCGGGGAGCCGCGGGGCUGCGAGGCGGUGCGGAAAGUUUUCCAGCUGCGACAGAUCGGGCCCCUCCGCGGGGUGCCGGACUCGCCGCGGGCAGGGGUUGAUCUCCAGGUUUGUACUUCAAAAAAUCCAACAUGCUGCAACAAAAAGAUGGAAGAAAGAUAUCAGACUGCAGCGAAGCAAGAUAUACAGCAAGUGAUUCAAACAUCAAGUACUACAUUAAAAUUUUUAAUAUCUCGUAAUGCAGCGGCAUUUCAAGAAACCUUUGAAACGCUCAUCAGACUAGCUGAGAAUUACACAAGCACACUUUUCUGCAAUGCAUAUAGGAACAUGGCUGCUGAGGCUGCUACACGCAUUCAGGAGUUUUUCACAGAUGUUGGACUCUUCAUAUUUGGCACAGACAUCAGCACAGAGGAAUUUGUCAACAGAUUUUUUGACAACCUGUUCCCAGUGGUCUACAACCACAUUAUUAACCCUGGUCAGACUGAUAUUUCACUGGAAUACGCGGAGUGCCUCCGAAUGGCUAGAAGAGAUAUCAGGCCCUUUGGUAACAUUCCCAAGAAGGUCAUAGGACAAAUGGGAAGAUCACUGUUACCCAGCCGGACUUUCCUGCAGGCUCUGAAUUUGGGCAUUGAAGUGAUCAAUACAACAGAUCAUCUGCAUUUCUCUAAAGACUGCGGCAGAGCUUUACUGAGAAUGCAGUACUGCCCCCAUUGUCAAGGGCUGACUUUAAGUAAACCCUGUAUGGGCUACUGCCUCAAUGUCAUCCGAGGCUGCUUAGCCUACAUGGCAGAAGUUGAUCUUCAUUGGCAGGCGUACAUUCAGUCCUUGGAGGAGCUCUCAAGCGCCAUGCGUGGGACAUACGACAUUGAGCACGUGCUUCUAAACUUUCAUUCAGUUGUUAAUGAUGCUCUCAUACAAGCUCGUGUACACAGACCUGAAUUAUCUGAGCAGGUGAACAAGGUAUGUGGCCCUCCUGUAAGGAAGCCUGCACAGUCUCCAAGUUGCUCUUUUGAUCAGAACAAAGAUAAUGAAGGGCUGAAGAUGUUCUCAAGAGACAGUGAAGAAACCCUUGCCAACAGAAGAAAAGAAUUUAUCAGCCACCUCCGGCUCUACAGAGCCUUUUACGGCGGACUGGCUGAUCAGCUGUGCGGUAAUGAGUUGGCAGCUGCUGAUGGACUCCCGUGUUGGAAUGGAGAAGAUGUUGUAAGAAGCUAUACUCUUCGCGUGGUUGGCAGUGGAAUCAAAGCUCAGUUUGGGAAUCCAGAAGUAAAAGUGAAAGGAACAGAUCCUGUAAUAAAUCAAAUUAUCGACAAGCUGAAACAUAUAAUUCAGCUAUUGCAGAGCAGAUCAUUUCCUAAAUAUUAUAACUGGGAUCUGCGACAAACAGGCAGUGGUGGAAGUCUGGAUGAAGAAAUCAGUGGAGAUUGUGAUGAUGAAGAUGGUUGUGGAGGAUCAGGAAUUGGAGAAGUAAAAAGAGUAAUGAAAAUUACAGACUGGGUGCCAGACAAGAUGAACCUCAGUGAUGUAAAACGAAUCCAUCAAACCAACGAUGGCAGCACUUUAGACACAACUGGAGUAGGAAGUACAACAAUGGCUGAUUACAUGACAUUUAUGCUGAUGAGUUUGGUAACAUUAUUUCUCAGUCUUUGGUAACUGUUUAGCUCUGUCGUGAUAUAUGUUUCAUUGUCGUCUGCUUAUCCCUAGUCACAAGCCUAGAAUAAAGGAUCUGGUGGAUAAAGUAAUAUUUAUGACAGGUUACAUAACAUCAGCCUCUCUGACUUUAGGCAUAAAUAUUAACAAAGUUGUUUAUAUAAUAUUUUUCCUAUAUUUUUGUAACAUCUGUAUAUUCAUGCAAAAUUAUGUUUUCUUUACCAAUAUUUUGUGUAAAAAAAUAAGUUGACUACCAUGGAAUCAUAGAGUCAUUUAGGUUGGGAAAAACCUCUAAGAUCACCUGGUCCAACCAUCCCCCUACCACCAAUAUUACCCACUAAAAGAGAUUUGUAAAACGAGACCACAAAAUCACAGAUACACAAAACUGUGGAGGGGACCCCUGGAGCUCAUCCAGAGCAACCCUAAGCUCACAGCAGAGUCUACUAGAAAAAGUUGCCCAAGGACAAGUCCAACUGGUAUUUGAAUAUCUCUGACAAUGGAAACUGUACAGCCUCUCUGGGCCACUGUUUCCAUUGCUUGAACAAUCAUAGCACUUUUUUUAAAAAAAAAACAUUUAAUAUUACCUACACUAUGAUUCUAUGCUAUUUCAGUCUGUGCCCAUUGCCUCUUGUCCUGUUACUGGGUACCACCUUCUUUGCAACCUCCAUUCAAAUACUUAUAUACAUUGAUAAGAUCCCCCUGAGGCUUCUCUUCUCCAGCCUGAACAGUCCCAGAUCUCUCAGCCUCCCCAUUGAAUGAAAGAUGUUCCCAUCAUUAAAAAAUCUUCAUGAUUUCAAAAUCUUCAUCAUGUAAAAAUCUCAGUAGACAUCACCUCUUUUGACCUGUGGCAAUGAUUUCCAUAAUUCAGUGCAGGAAGCUGUUGGUUGCUUUUGCUUUCAUGUGACUUUGUUGUGUCAUGUUCAACUUGCUGUCCAGCAGGACUCCAGGUCCUCCUUUACAAAGCUGCUUUCCAGUCAGUCAGCAACAGCAUGCACUGUUGCAUGGAGGUAUUCCUCCCCAGAUGGAGGACUUGGCAUUUCCUUUUGUUGAGCUUUAUGAAGUUUCUGUCAGUCCAUCCCUCCAUCCUGGCAACACCCCUGCAAAUGGCAAUAACAACUAUCUGGUAUAUCAACUGAUCUUUCCAGUUUUGUAUCAUUUGUGAGAACUUGCUGUUGUAUUGCCUAGCUCAUUAAAAAAUUAAAUAGUAUCAACUCCUGGGUAAACCAAGAACAACUUGGUCUCUCCAUGUGGACUCUGUGCUGCAAAUCACAACCCUACAAACAAGUGAUAUCAUCCGAUGAAAGAGUUGCACAGCACUUUAUGAGUUUUGUAUUUAAACUCCUAUCUUCAUCUAAGAGAAUCCUGUAAAACAGAAAAUGUAGAAUUUGUCCUUCUCGCACUAAAAAGAAAAACAAACCACAAACAAACCAGCAAACAAACACAGUGUAAACUCAGAUAGUUUUGGUAGGGAUUACUUUUCACAGCUCAGAAAAACUACAUAUUUAUACUUUGUAUGUAUACACAUACAUACAAAUUAUUGCAUUUUAUCUGUGAACAACAGUGGGGCUUGGAUUCAAUCCUAUGUUAUCUCAAUCUAUACGUCUACAUACAGAUGUUUAUAUAUUUUAUACGUAUCUAUGCUGUCAUUACAGUCAGUGAAAAAGCAAGGUAACAUUUAGUUGUUAAAACACCAGCAAUUAAUGCCAGUUGAGAUGCUGUGAGAAAAUUGCCCAGGUAUCAAGCUGCUGUUACAAAGGGGCUCAAGUCUUUCUAUGAGCAAGAGACCCGAGGCCCUUGUCAACACAGUCAAUGAAGCCCUAUUAUAGCAGACACCUAAGAAAAGAACUCAGCUGCCCAAAAGUGUCUGGCUAGUUCAACCUGAGAUUUCCUCAAGCAUCCAAGGCAUCCUCAUCAGAAUGCAGGACUUAAAAGAAAUUUCAGAGGCUUCCUUAAAAGGAUUCUGCGUGGAGUUGCAGCUGGUGGCUAAAUGACCUAGAGUAUUUCAAAUAGAUCUAGGUAUCUAUGUGUGGGCCAGUGAAUCGUAUGUCAGAUCUCCAUCAUCCACACCUGGACCUUAGCUAACUAGUUGACAUGGUGACACAUGAAUGCAAAUCUGAAUCACAGUCCGAAUUGCAGCUCAGGUUCUUACACUUUAUAACAUGAAGUAAGCUAAAAUGUUGCACAGUACUAAUGGUAUAUUAUAUAUAACUGUUAUAAGAUUUGAUUAUCCUGCAUGACUAAUUCCUAUGUCAUUUUCACAAUAAAUCAUUUAAGAAUA
Molecule: messenger RNA, 26364 nt
Organism: Anas platyrhynchos (mallard)
Lineage: Eukaryota; Metazoa; Chordata; Aves; Anseriformes; Anatidae
Gene: GPC5
Product: glypican 5
Biological process (GO): regulation of protein localization to membrane; cell migration; positive regulation of canonical Wnt signaling pathway
Cellular component (GO): plasma membrane; cell surface; extracellular region
Source: RefSeq, a predicted model, not a curated record